AUGGAUAUUGUACAAAAGGAGCACGAGAGGCUCCUUAAGAGGCUCAGGGGCUCACAAGGUCUAAAAAAUGUUGACUCUACCAUCGAGUUGUUACAGUCGGCCCGGAAGACUAUAGCUUCUGAUCCAAACCAGGCAGCUAUCACACUGGCCAAACUUCAGAAUCCUAUCAAGUCGUCAUUUGAGUCCAUCAAUGAUAGCCUGAAAGAAACCCACAGCGGUUUGAAUAAGUACACCAAAUCUCUCGACAAGUUAUUCAAAGAUCGACCCCUACCCAGCACAGAACACGAUGCCCUCUUGCAACAAGAGAACCUAAUCAAUCGUGCGAUUUCCAUGCACCUUCUCCGCGAGGGACAAUUUUCUGUUGCUGCAACCUUUCUUUCUGAGAUCGCCGACCAAAAGGCCAUGGAUAAUCCCGAGUCUACCCCGCUCACCCCCAAACCUCCUACGAGUCUACUUGACGCCGAUGAGGUCCCCUCCAGCGAGAUCCGGAAGCAGUUUGCUUCCAUGUACUACAUUCUGCAAGAACUAAAAGAAAAGAAUAAUCUCCUCCCAGCCAUCGAAUGGUCUCGGGAGAACCGCGAGGCCCUGGAGGCCCGCGGCAGCAAUCUUGAGUUUGAACUUUCUCGCUUACAAUUUGUUUGGCUUUUCCACGGCAGGUCUCACGACCUAGGGACCAGCGACUGGCAAGCGGCCAUCCAGUAUGCCCAACGAGAAUUCCAAUCAUUUGCACCCCGCUACCUGCGAGAGGUUCAGCAGCUCGUUGGCGCCAUGGCUUACCGCCCUAACCUCCAAGGGUCACCAUACUCGACCAUCUUCAACAAUGCCUCUGCCUGGGACGAUGUAGCCCAGUUCUUCACCCGCGAGUUCUGCUCAUUGUUGGGCCUGUCGGCCGACUCUCCUUUGUAUGUGGCUGCCACUGCUGGUGCAAUUGCACUUCCGACCCUUCUCAAGUUGCAGACCAUCAUGAAGGCGAAGCGCACCGAGUGGACCAGUGAAAAUGAGCUUCCGGUCGAAAUUUCGUUGCCACCCUCGUAUCUGUUCCAUUCCAUCUUCGUUUGCCCGGUGUCAAAGGAGCAAGCAACUGAUGAAAACCCACCAAUGAUGAUGCCAUGCGGGCAUGUUAUCGCCGAGGAGUCUUUGCGUCGGCUCAGCAAGGGGAAUCGCUUUAAGUGCCCAUACUGCCCCAGUGAAAGCCAUCCCAAGGAUGCUCGGAAGAUCUUCUUGUGA
Molecule: messenger RNA, 1227 nt
Organism: Penicillium verhagenii
Lineage: Eukaryota; Fungi; Ascomycota; Eurotiomycetes; Eurotiales; Aspergillaceae
Product: ubiquitin-protein ligase RMD5
Exons: 4
Coding region: 1-1227 (408 amino acids)
Biological process (GO): proteasome-mediated ubiquitin-dependent protein catabolic process
Cellular component (GO): nucleus; GID complex; cytoplasm
Molecular function (GO): protein binding; ubiquitin protein ligase activity
Source: RefSeq, a predicted model, not a curated record